AUGGAAAGAUUCUGUGAAAAUCGGCUCGUUUUUCACGUUUUUUGGCAAGAAACGCGGCGGUUGACGGCGGGAAAUGGCUGGAACGUGUCAGCAGGGCUGGGCGGGUCAGGUUGGUACCGGUGCUGUGGCCUGUGCUGUGAGAUUCUAAGAGAGAAAGAGAGAAAGUUAAGACAGCAAGAGAUCACAUUUGAUGCAAUCCAUGCUUGUUAA
Messenger RNA from Prunus armeniaca (apricot), 210 nucleotides. The record is from the annotation of a GenBank genome assembly. NCBI's taxonomy places the organism in Eukaryota, Viridiplantae, Streptophyta, Magnoliopsida, Rosales, Rosaceae.